AUGCAGGCCGUUCCUGGAUCGCCUGUGAGCAUCGACCCCAGAGCCACAAGUCUCCCCCCCCCAGGAAACGUACUCCUUGAUCUCCUCGCCGGUCUGGUGGCAGACGUAGGCGUUCCCCCCCUUGAUCAGCUGCACCGCCAGCUCGUGCAGGCGGUCAAAGUAGUCGGAGGAGUAGGUGACCCGGUGGGGCGUCCACCCCAUCCACGCGAUGAUCUCCUGGAUGUGGUCGAUAUACUCCCGCUUCUCCGCCUCGGGGUUGGUGUCGUCGAAGCGCAGGAAGCAGUCGCCGCCGCGCGGCGGCCAUGCCAAAGUCCACGAACAUGGCCUUGGCAUGCCCGAUGUGCAGGUAGCCAUUGGGCUCGGGAGGAAAGCGCGUGA
Messenger RNA from Auxenochlorella protothecoides, 378 nucleotides. RefSeq lists its product as hypothetical. The record is from RefSeq and is a predicted model, not a curated record. The transcript has a single exon. The coding region runs from base 1 to 378 and encodes 125 amino acids. Lineage: Eukaryota; Viridiplantae; Chlorophyta; Trebouxiophyceae; Chlorellales; Chlorellaceae.